This is a messenger RNA of Arabidopsis lyrata subsp. lyrata, 1909 nucleotides long. RefSeq names its product cell division protein FtsZ homolog 2-1, chloroplastic. The transcript has 7 exons. Gene Ontology annotation, molecular function: GTP binding; GTPase activity. The record is from RefSeq and is a predicted model, not a curated record. Bases 148 to 1587 code for a protein of 479 amino acids. NCBI's taxonomy places the organism in Eukaryota, Viridiplantae, Streptophyta, Magnoliopsida, Brassicales, Brassicaceae. Gene Ontology annotation, cellular component: chloroplast; cytoplasm. Gene Ontology annotation, biological process: chloroplast fission.
AAUUGAGAUAUUUAGUCAGAAAACACCAAAACCCUCCUCCGUUCCAGACCUUGAGCUUCCUUGUUCUAUUCACUCCCAACUCUUCUUCUGCUACUCUCAGGUCUUUGGUUCUGGAGUUUGUAAAUUCCUGCAGUGGUUGGUCUCAGUAUGGCAACUUACGUUUCACCGUGUUUCACUCCUUCGGAUUCUCGGUUGCUAACUGUUCUUAGAAAGAAUGUAUUACCGGAGAAUCAUUUAGGCAGGGUUAACUCCAUUAGAAUGAUUGAGAGUAAGAAAAACCGACUUGUUGCUGCUGCUGCUCAGAAAUCUGAAUCUUCGCCAAUCAGAAACUCUCCACGGCAUUUCCAAAGCCAAGCUCAAGAUCCUUUCUUGAACCUUCACCCGGAAAUAUCGAUGCUUAGAGGUGAAGGGACCAGUACAAUAGUCAAUCCAAGGAAGGAAACGUCUUCUGGACCUGUUACUGAGGAUUUUGAAGAGCCGUCUGCUCCGAGUAACUACAAUGAGGCGAGGAUUAAAGUUAUUGGUGUGGGAGGUGGUGGAUCAAAUGCUGUGAAUCGUAUGAUAGAGAGUGAAAUGUCAGGCGUGGAGUUCUGGAUUGUGAACACUGAUAUCCAGGCUAUGAGAAUGUCUCCUGUUUUACCUGAUAAUAGGUUACAAAUUGGUAAGGAGUUGACUAGGGGUUUAGGUGCUGGAGGAAAUCCAGAGAUCGGUAUGAAUGCUGCUAGAGAGAGCAAAGAAGUUAUUGAAGAGGCUCUCUAUGGCUCAGAUAUGGUCUUUGUCACAGCUGGAAUGGGUGGUGGAACUGGCACUGGCGCAGCCCCUGUAAUUGCAGGAAUCGCCAAGGCGAUGGGUAUAUUGACAGUUGGUAUUGCCACAACGCCUUUCUCGUUUGAGGGUCGAAGAAGAACGGUUCAGGCCCAAGAAGGGCUUGCAUCUCUCAGAGACAAUGUUGACACUCUCAUCGUCAUUCCAAAUGACAAGUUACUUACAGCUGUCUCUCAGUCUACUCCGGUAACGGAAGCAUUUAAUCUAGCUGAUGAUAUACUCCGUCAGGGGGUUCGUGGGAUAUCUGAUAUCAUUACGAUUCCUGGAUUGGUGAAUGUGGAUUUUGCUGAUGUGAGAGCUAUAAUGGCGAAUGCGGGGUCUUCAUUGAUGGGAAUAGGAACUGCAACAGGAAAGAGUCGGGCAAGAGAUGCUGCUCUAAAUGCGAUCCAAUCACCUUUGUUAGAUAUUGGGAUUGAGAGAGCCACUGGAAUUGUUUGGAACAUUACUGGUGGAAGUGACUUGACAUUGUUUGAGGUAAACGCUGCUGCGGAAGUAAUAUAUGAUCUUGUCGAUCCAACUGCCAAUCUUAUAUUCGGUGCUGUUGUAGAUCCAGCCCUCAGCGGUCAAGUAAGCAUAACCCUGAUAGCUACGGGUUUCAAACGACAAGAAGAGGGAGAAGGACGAGCGGUUCAGAUGGCACAAGCAGAUGCUGCGUCAGUUGGAGCUACAAGAAGACCCUCUUCCUCCUUUAGAGAAAGCGGUUCAGUGGAGAUCCCGGAGUUCUUGAAGAAGAAAGGCAGCUCUCGUUAUCCCCGAGUCUAAGCCCGAUCUAAUCACUAUACUGCACACUGCAGCAAUAACAAACGUGUGUGUACUGGUACUGCCUUCUCUCUCGGAUACAGCAAGAUGUUUUGAUGUAUGAUCAAGAAUCUGUGUGGGUGUGUAUAUGCUCUCUCUCUGUCUCUGCCUCUGGUCGUGUUCUUGAAUAGGUUGUUUUAGAAAUCGGAGUUCUCUCUAUGUCACUUCCCAAACAAAAAAGGAGAAGAAGAAUCACACUUCUCAAACCAUAAACAUAUAACAUUAUGAGAGUUUUAGCAGAGUAUUGUUGUCAUUUUUCAUUCAGUAAAAAAAAAUUCAAUAGCGA